Molecule: messenger RNA, 1729 nt
Organism: Spodoptera exigua (beet armyworm)
Lineage: Eukaryota; Metazoa; Arthropoda; Insecta; Lepidoptera; Noctuidae
Source: the annotation of a GenBank genome assembly
GAUUUGUCAAAUCGUUAUUGACAGUUGUUUAAGGUUAUGAUUUAUAAAUAAAAAGUUUUAUUUUCUUGUAUUUCGACUAUGCCGCGAGACAAAAGUCGCUACAGGGAUAGACGAAGUUCCUCAUACAGUUCUGAGUCGUCUUACGAUCGAAAACGAUCUAAAAGUAAACAUAAGCGCAGGUCAAGAUCGAGAGAUCGAUCGGAAUCAAGUAGCCACAAAAGAAAACGGUCUACUUCGCGAUCCAAACAUAAAAGAAGAAGUUACAGUAGAAGUCUCUCCAGGGACAGAUACGAGUCGAAGUCUAGAAGACGAUCUUCUUCAAGAUCUCGGUCAAAGCGAGAUCGGUCGCGAUCGUUGUCCAGUAGUCGUAGUAAAUCAAAGUACAGCAAGAAAAAAUCAAAGAGGUCGCGUUCUUCUAGCAGUCGUAGUGCCCGGAGUAGCUCUUUUGAUAUUGAGCGCUUACCACAAAUAAAGAAGGUAAAUCUAGAUGACACAGAAGCUAAAUUGGAGAAGGCAAUCAAAGCAGCAGCUGCAGUAGGUUUGACUAUGACCAAGAUACCUACCUAUGAGUAUAAGGAGGUUGAAAUCAAGGAGGAUAUGCCAACCAUACAUGACAGAACCCUCUUGGCAGAGUUGAACAGUGACUCAUUUGUUCCAAAAUCUUUUACAUCUUCAAAAAAUAAAAAACAGUCACAAAAUAUUGUCAUAGACCUAAACUCGCAGACUGUUACUGUACCUGAUACAGAUAUAAAGGUUUCUAGUGAUGACUCUAUUAUUAAUUUUGAUGAAAUACCAAGUGAGGUAGAAUUAAGAGAGAUGUGGAUUCAACAACUUUAUCAAUACAGAAAGAAGAUGGUUAAAGGAGAGUAAAUUGUAAGAGAAAACAUAUAGUGUAAUUUAUUUUAAUACCAGUAAUAUAGUAAUAAUUCCCACGUUUUGAGGUUUUAUUUUAAUACGAAACCUGUUGUCAUCGAUUAAAUUUGUUUUUAAAAACAUUGCAUAAGAUUAAGUUUUAUUGCCAUUACCUAUAUCUAAAAUAAACAUCUAAGAACUAAACUGAACCUUAAUACCAAGGAUUAGGAGUGAUUAUUACAAAGCAUAGUUUGUUCUAACAGUUUAUUAAGAAUAGUUUGAAUAAACUUCACAUUAUAAUAACAAGUAAAGGAGUGCUGCAAUUCAGUUAUACAUGCUUCCUCAGAAGAAUCAAUAAAAACAAGUAACAACCUAAAGUACUUUUUAUUGAACACAUUAACAUAACCGGUAGCCGCAACUCACAAUUUCAAAUGCUUUGUAACUACUAAGUCGUCUAUAUUUACAGUGACGAUGGCCCAUAGCCCUGAGUCCCCAGUGGUCACUUUCACAUGUUGUUCCUCUCUCGCUGAAUACGACUGCUGUAUGUUCGGGACACCAAGUUCCAUGCAUCCAUAUAUCUGUCCAUGCACAUCGCAAUACAUUUCUGUUCAGAAUUGUCUAGGGCUGUUCCAGGUUUAUUGAUGCACUUUUUGAAACAUUUUUCCGACAUUUUCGUCAGUAAUUCCUGAGCGUUCGCUAUGGCAAUUUGCUGUUUCACCUGAUCCAUUAAUUCUUCUUUCUGUGCUCCAGAGAGCGAACCAGUUGAUAAUGUAUCCAUGGUUAUAAUAUAUUAAUUAAUAUUUCGUGGGAUGACACAAUUUACGGAAUUUUGUGAUAAUGACAGUAUAACCUCAAAUUUCUCGGUGACAGCGAGUGC